Colletotrichum destructivum is the source of this 1253-nucleotide messenger RNA. RefSeq lists its product as uncharacterized. Bases 229 to 930 code for a protein of 233 amino acids. The transcript has a single exon. The record is from RefSeq and is a predicted model, not a curated record. Lineage: Eukaryota; Fungi; Ascomycota; Sordariomycetes; Glomerellales; Glomerellaceae.
CUGACAACUCCCACCCUUAGAUUCGGAAUUUACUAUCUCGAAAGGCCAGUCCAUUCUCUCUUCAUUCCUCUUCAUCCCUCCCCACGCUCUUUUCUUCCUAUCCAAACUACCUUCAGUCUUUACUUUCUCAAAGUCGCUCUUUUUGCAAAAGACGAACCCUAACAAACCAACACUUUUUCCAACCCUCUUUCCAACCCCAAACUCCAACCAACCCCCCUUUCUUCCAAGAUGCGCUUCUCCGUUCUCUCCACCGCUGGCCUCAUCGGCGCCGCCAUUGCCGCCCCUCGCCCCGCCCCCGUCGCCCUCAACUACGACGAUGUCGUCGUCAUCGGCGAGGACGGCACCCACCAGAUCAUGAAGUCGGCCGAGUACGACGCCCUCCAGGCCCGCGCCGCCCUCGCCCCGGCCCCGGACGUCAAGCCCAUCGAGGGCCUCGAGCGCCGCGGCUGCGAGGAGUCCACCGAGGUCCAGGUCCUCUCGGACGACGAGUUCCUCAACUGGGACGUCGCCAUCUCGCCCGUCCUGAGCUCCAUCGGCGGCAGCGCCACCGUCUCCGUCGCCAACGGCUACUCCCUCGCCAACACCGUCACCGUCAGCUCUGGCGUCACCGGCAGCUUCGCCGAGGGCGUCCUCGGCGUCUCCCUGUCCGUCAGCUACGCCGAGACCUGGACUACGACCGAGACCCAGACGCUCGGCUUCACCGUGCCCGAGGGCCAGUACGGCCUCGUCGUCUCCCAGCCCAACGUCCGCCGCGUCACCGGCAACAUCCUCACCGGCUGCACCGACAGCCCCAGCAAGUCCUCGUUCCAGUCCGACACCUACUCGAGCCAGGCCUACGGCAACCUCGCCUGGGUCAAGGGCGUCAUCCGUCUCUGCAACAGCACCACCUACCCCGUCCCCUACUGCAUUGGCAACGGUGAGCACCGAUAAGCGUCUCGCCUGCCGCCGCCUGCUCACGGCCCGCCGCGCUUUCGUUCGACGUCGAGGGUGUGCGGCGGAGAACACACAAAUCUGCCCACUCUUCGAGAGAGCCAACAAAACCUCAGGGAUGUCUGGAACUGAUAGGAGUUUUGGAGGGUCUUCUCUUGGACGAAGCAACCCAAGGACACGCAUGAUAUAAUGUCAAUAACACCCCCCACCUUGUCCUGUUAUACCACUUGUGCACUUGCUUUACGCGACUUAUGCAUGUUGUUUUUUGUACAUAGAAUUGAGGGAGAUUUUGGAUAGAAUUUUUACAAGAGCGAUUAAACCAC